GUCUCGCGUGAUUCGGACGCAGCGAUCGACUAUAGAUAGCAUCGUGAGCUAAUCGAUCGUUAGCUGGUGUCAAAUCUCGACGCCCGCCAAAAACAAACAUUUAGCACAAUUUACAGCCGCAGAUAAACAGUCCCUGAUAUGUUCAGCCGGGCUGACAAAGCAGUCCGAACUCCGGCCUCUUCAGAAGGGCCAGUCCGCUGUGUUUGCCCAGCUCGUUGGUAACCGCGCUGCUGCUAAGAAGCUAGAUUGCUAACGUCCGUUGGUUGGUCUCUGCACGGUAAAACCAGGAAGGAGGGACCGGACGACCAGCCAGGCAACCUGGCCUCAAAGGCUGCUCCACUUCUGCAAACAUUUACUCGUUAACAUCCAGGCUCGUCCGGUCUGCUGAAGACAGUAGAAAGGAAAAGAACAUUGACACUGGCCUGAGUGCAAAGAUGUCGAAGGCUCCGGAUUCUCAUGCUCAGUCCCGCUCUAGAUCACGGUCCAGGUCCAGAUCCAGAUCCUACUCCAGAUCUCACUCAAGAAGCCGCUCCCGCUCCAGAUCUAGAAAACGUCGCUACAGUUCUCGGUCUCGUUCCCGCUCUCACUCUCCAUCCUACAGAAACUAUCCCACCAGAGACUACCAGAACAACAGGGGGGGCUUCAGAGGCUACAACCGCGGCUACAGGAGGCCGUACCACUACCGCGGCAGGAACCGGGGUUAUUACCAACGUGGUCAUUACCAGAACAGAGGAGGAGGCGGUGGCUACAACUAUAAAGCCAAUUGGCAGGGUGGUGGAGGUGGAGGUGGAGGUGGAGGUGGAGGUGGAGGUGGAGGUUGGCACGAUCGCCACUAUGACCAGGACCACCACUCACACAGUCCAAGGAGGGGGCGCUCACGCUCCCGCACCCCCAGGAAGCGCUCGGGCAGCCGGAGCCGCUCUCGUUACUCUGAUCGCUCGUCAUCAGGCAGAUCCCGGCGCUCCAGGCGCUCCAGCUACUCCUCUCGAUCCCGGUCCUCAUCUCCACGCCAUCGUAGCAGCAAGGCCAAGCCCGUCUCCAAGGACAAAGACAAGGCGACAGAAAGUCAGGUGGAUAAGUCAGGUCAGGCAGCUGAAGGCAGCGCCAUCGAAAAGGCAUCCGGAGGGAAAUGGAUCGACUAUGACAGCAGCCCCAAACGAGGCAGCCCCAAGAAAGACGACGCUGCCUCCGGCCCUGAGAGCAAAGGGCCGGGAGGAGGCGGUCCUCUGUGGAAAACCAUCGGCAGCGCGUCAUCCCCUCCGACAAAGAGCCCCACAAAGUCUGGACAAACAGCCUGUUUCAGUGGCUUCGGCUUCUUCUCAAAGGAAGACGCCAAAGCUGGAGAUAAGAGUGUGAUCUCUGCUGCAUUCAAGAAGUUCUUGGCAGAGAAUAAAAACAAAAAGCAGGAGAAGGAGAACGGUCGAGAUAAGGAGCAGAGCGCUGCAGACAGAGAACCAGACAAAGGAAACAAGUCAGCAGACAUGUUCAACAUCUCGUCCUCCUCUUUCACGGACUCCAAGGAAGACAAGGCUCAUCCCUUCUUUGAUGCCGGAGAGGAGGAAUUCCUCAAGUCUCACGGGCUGAAAGAACGGGACAUCGAGGAGGACGGCGACAUCAAACCCACCUUGACAGCUCGGGACCUUUUCGGGAAAUGGGGGGACGAGCCGAACUAUUCGACGUCCUACCCGUCAGUGAAGGAGAAGAGCCGGAGAGAAGCUGAAGAGGCAGAGCCUGUAGAUCACAUGGAGGAGGAUUUGUACCGAAGCCGCAAGCACAGCUCAAAGAAAGAGGAGAAGUCCAAGAAGAAGGAGAAGAAAGAAAAGUCCAGGAGGAGUCCGACCCCUCCCACCACUUCCAGAGAGAAAGACCGCCCACUGUUUCCUGGAGCUUUCCCUCCUCGUGAAGAGUCGCCCGUACGACGACUGUCGGCUUCAAGGGAAGACUUUGAGCUCAAAAUUGGUUCUUUAGAUGAAAUUCCCAGUUCGUCUCUGACUAAAGAUCGACUCCUGCCCAGAGAUCUGCUGAAUACCUCGAAGAAAGAUCCAGAGUUUCGUUCCAUUUUCCAGCACAUUCAGUCUUCACAGCUUCGCCGCAGCCCGUCAGAGCUGUUCGCUCAGCACAUAGUCUCAAUCGUUCACUACAUCAAAGCUCAACACUUCCGCUCCUCUGACAUCACUUUAAGUGAGCGGUUUGCCAUGUACCAAAGAAAAGCUGCAGAGGUAGAAAUGAUGAAGCCAAGGAAGAGCCCAGAAAUCCACAGGAGAAUCGAUGUUUCCCCCAGUGCCUUUAAGAGGCACUCUCACCUGUUUGAGGAUGUGGACGAGACGAGCUACAAGGAUACAAGUAAAAAGUUCAAAGGUGACGUGAUGGACCUUCGGCUGGAUAUUGAAAGACGUAAGAGGUUUGCAGGGAAAGAGCGAGACUACAAGCGUGAAGGCGGCAGGAGCCCAGGAGGCUCCCGAGGGCCGAGCAGGGAGAGGUCCUCUGAGAAAUCUGGGAAACACCACAAGAAAUCCAAGAAGGGUAAGAAGAAGCGGGAUCGCUCCCCAUCCUCCUCUUCCUCCUCUUCCUCUCCAUCCCCCUAUCCACCGCCUUUCAGAGGUAAAGAGUACAUGGGGGAGGGGAUGGAGCACUCGGAGGAGGGCUACAGUCACUCUCGUUAUCCUCCACGGGACUGCAGUGGACCUGGAGACAGAGGCCCUCGAGAUUACGAGGGCCAUGGCCCGGAGCGAGGCCGAGGACGUGGAUUUUUCCCCAGAGUCAGAGGAAGAGGCUGGAACAGGGGAAAUUAUCCAGGCAACAACAGCAAUGGAAACCCUGCCAAUAUGAACCCUCCAGUGCGCCCCCCAGAGGAGGAGUGGGACCCUGAGUACACGCCCAAGAGCAGGAAGUAUUACCUGCACGACGAUCGUGACGGAGAGAAAACCUGGGUCGACAACCGUGGAAGAGGCCGCGGUUCGUUCCCGGCUCGUAGAGGACGCUUCGUUUACAGGAAGGGGGGCAGCAGCCCGAAGUGGACCCAUGACAUGUUCCAGGGGGGGGAGGAAGGGGAGCUGGGAGAUGACCACAUAGAAGUCGACCAUAAAGACGCCAAGAUGGCCGGAGAUUCCGCCGCUGGCUUGAAGCAGUAAACUGCUACAUCAUCCAUCAGCAUCACAUGAUGAUGAAGAGGUUCUUAAUUUUUCUCCAUUUCAUGUCAUUAACGGUUAAAGUGAAGAAAGAACUGCAAGUGACUCAGUUCCUUCUGUCUGUGACAAGUUUAAUUUCAGUGUUCUUUAUGUGUUGGAUUUGUUUUGCAGCUGAUGACUCACAUGUGGAGAGAGAGAUUACUGAGGCAUCAAAGUUCUCUGAAAACAAAAUAAAAGCGUUUGUGCCUUAGAAAAUAAAACUAUAGUAGUGUGUACUUGUGUAGCCUGUUUGAAGGUACAGCCCAGCUGGGAGAGGUAGAACUGUUCUUCUGUUUGUUUCUUUGUUUGGGGCUGUGAUUAAUCUUUGAUGUGACUGCAUGAAACGUUUGAUUCAUACCUCGCUCCAUGGGACCAAUCAGUUGUUGUCAAACGAUCAAACAUAACAGUUAUUAUCUGUUGAACCCCUGGACGCUUGAUAUUUGUCACUUAUAUUAUCCAAGCCUUUUCACUUCACCUGUCUGUCUCAUUAGGAAGUGAAGACAUUGUGUGUGCUACAGUAUAUUCUCAUUGAUUGUGGCUGUUUUCAGUUAAAAACAAUUGGCACCAGAAUCCCCUGAUUUGCUUUAGACAGAUAAACGGCUUUUCCUGCCUCUGAUCUCAGUGGAGAUAAGUGGUUUCCUUUGUUUAGAUUUUUAAUAAAAAAGACAUAAUACAUGUAUAGAAUUAUACAACCUAAAUUAUUGUAAUCUUAAUGUCAGGAGGAGGGAAAAUAGAAACUGAAUGUGGUUCUUUUUGGACCUGCAGCUUAACCCUGUCAUUGAACCUGAACAUGAAAAAUUUGUGACAAAACAAUUUGUCAAGAGGCAAAAGAUGUGUAUUUUUGAGGAGUUGACACAAACUAGUUUUGUGAAUCUCUCUGUGCUGCUUUGUCCCACAUUGACUGUACAUUCUGCAUGUACUAAACACAACUGUAGGACUUCAUUUUUUUUUUUUUGAUUAAUCAGAAGCUGAAAACUUUUUUACUGUUCAAGAGCUUUGAAUUACUUGUCUUUUAAUUUUCAAUAAAAUUUUCUUUGAUUCAG
Messenger RNA from Seriola aureovittata, 4210 nucleotides. RefSeq names its product thyroid hormone receptor associated protein 3b (gene thrap3b). The record is from RefSeq and is a predicted model, not a curated record. The coding region runs from base 435 to 3131 and encodes 898 amino acids. Gene Ontology annotation, molecular function: transcription coregulator activity; DNA binding. Gene Ontology annotation, cellular component: mediator complex. Lineage: Eukaryota; Metazoa; Chordata; Actinopteri; Carangiformes; Carangidae. The transcript has 11 exons. Gene Ontology annotation, biological process: positive regulation of transcription by RNA polymerase II.